AAGCCACUCAAAUUAAACAUGGAGCACACUCCGUCUGGGGGAUUGUGGGUUCCAAUAAUUGGGCUAUAGCCAGGAAACGGUAGGUAAAUGGAUCCAGAUAUGAUCCGAACACGACCCAGUUUCACCUUAACAUCCCCGGAUUCCCUGCCUGCUGCUGAAUCUCAAGAUUCUCAAGGAUAACUAAGCAUAAAUAUAUACAGUACCAGGAAGUACCUGGCUCUGUAAAAGGCUGCAAAGUUGUAAUGUAGUAGUUACUUCAUAGCAGUAACUAAACGAAAGUUUUGACAUUUUUACGUCUUCUAAAAUGGUGACUGCUUGACGUUGGGCUUCUUGGGGUGGAAAAUAAUACUCCGUAUUCGUGUGUGUAGGUGGGCUUCUAAAUAGGUCUGUGUUUUUUCCUUAUUCUAAAAGAUAAGUGAACAUUUUAUGAAGAUUUGCAGGAUAUGUGUAAUAUGUAAGUAUAAUAACAGAAGACUAUACGUCGGUUUGAAGGUUUCCGGUGAAGAUGGGUAGCAUGAUUGGUGACAGAUCCACGAGUGAUGUUGUUGCAAGACUAAGAACACCUGAUGGCCGUGAUGAGUGGAUAUAUUGUCAUUCCCACAUUCUUGUAAAGAAAAGCAAAUAUUUUGCGGAACGUUUAUCCGAGAACUGGCCCACAUGUCAAAUCCUUGAUUCCCGUAAUUGUGUUGAAGUCUAUUGCCAAGAACAUGAUUUUGACCACCACAUCACAGUUUUAAGACUCUUUUAUCUUAGUAGUGGGUUUUCUGUAAGUGACAUGUGGCAUGGUGUUAAGAACGCACUUGGCAUCCUCCAGGUGGCAGUAACUCUUGGCUGCCCGGAUAUCAUUGCCGCCUGUGUAGAUUAUAUAGAGGCCUCACCAUGGGAGGAGCCUGAGGAGGAAGAGAUCCUGAAAGUUAUUCCAGGUAUGGGUUUGUUAGCAGAACGAAUUCUUGCACGCCUCCAGCCUGUAAAUCCAGCUACAAUAGUCAAGAUUUUUCUCUCUGCCAUCCAGUUUGCUACAUCAGCAUUACCGCCUACAAUGCUUGAUUUGAAAACAUCAGCUCAGGAACAAAUCGAAUACAUGCUUACUGAAGAUGAUGAUGCUCCAUUGCUAACGGCUGAUGAAGCUAUAAAAUCCAAAGUGAGACAAUAUUUUAAAGGACUAUUAGCAAGGUUUAAUAACACAGUGAAGUCAGCGUGUGAAACGGGUGAAACACAUAGAUUGCAAUGCUUUCUGGCAGAUAUGUCGUGGGCAUGUCAGAUAUUAGCCAAAAUGGAAAUGCUUAAGGAUUUUGUAGGGAAUUGGAUAGACGCAUCUGAAAACAUAGUCAAAGCUGUUAACCAGGUAAACCAUAGCCAAGACGAUGAAAUGCUCGAGACAAACCUAAAGGUUAUUGAGGUAACGUCUAAGGUUUUAGAGGCAAUAGGAUAUGGCAGUGUGAUUCAGCCUACCGUAAAACGGCUUCAUAUGGUGAGAAUUUGGCUUCCGUUUGUCAGGAAUUUUAAGCCUUUGAUUGAUUCUUUAACAACUGAUGAAAAUGGCUGUUCAGUGAUCAAAAUGGAUGGUGAAAUAUGGCAAUCUUUGGAGUCUGCAUUUGUUUCGAUAAUUCUUGCAUUGCCAUCUGGCGAACAGGCAGAGAUUUUGAAUGAAUGGUUACAAAAUAAGCAAAUUCGGUAUCCGGAUCUUACAGAGGUAUUUGAGGUGUGGUGUUAUCGAUCCAAAGUUGCAAAUCGAAGACUUUCUCAUAUAAGGGGUUCCAAUGGUAUGAUAAAAAAGUUAUAACUUUGCUGUUAAGUUAUCUUCACACCUAUUUAACCCUUUGUUACCAUAUAAAUUUGUCAUUUGUAUGUUAUACUUGUUGUAUUAACCAAAUACAUCGUCCAACUUAUGAGUUAUAUAGAAUGUGAAAUACAUUUGAACUAUCAAUAUCAUUAUUCUGUUGUAUCCAA
This is a messenger RNA of Erigeron canadensis, 1950 nucleotides long. Its product is annotated as BTB/POZ domain-containing protein At3g05675. The record is from RefSeq and is a predicted model, not a curated record. Gene Ontology annotation, molecular function: protein binding. The coding region runs from base 506 to 1783 and encodes 425 amino acids. The transcript is spliced from 3 exons. NCBI's taxonomy places the organism in Eukaryota, Viridiplantae, Streptophyta, Magnoliopsida, Asterales, Asteraceae.